CCGGAUCAUGUAGCUAAACUACACGCCGACAGUGAUAUAGGUUUCAGUCGAGAGUAUAAUGAGAUACUGAGAUACAGCGUAGAUUCAGUAAAUGCUACCAGUGAACAUUCAAGUCACCCAGACAACAAACAUAAAAACAGAUACCUGAAUAUUGUCGCCUACGACCAUAGUCGAGUUCAGCUGUCGGUCCUACCAGGGCAGAAGAAAACAUCUGAUUAUAUCAAUUCUAAUUAUAUUGACGGUUUCCAGAAAUUUCAAGCGUAUAUAGGAUCCCAGGGACCUUUGGAUGAAACCUUUGAUUCAUUUUGGCGGAUGAUUUGGGAGCAAAGGGUUCAUGUUAUUGUUAUGAUAACUAACCUAGUGGAGAGGGGGAGACGAAAGUGCGACAUGUAUUGGCCGAAGGAAGGAACCGCAACUUACGGACAAAUUGAUGUCACACUGGUCAAAGAAGAGGUUCGGGCAAACUACACGUUGCGGCAAAUGCGCGUGAAGCACCGGAAAUUAAAAAAGAAGAAAUGGAUUUGUAGUGAGCGUGAAGUAAACCAGUUCCAUUACACAGGUUGGCCGGACCACGGGACCCCGGAGGCCACCCUCCCCGUCCUCUCCUUCAUCAGAAAGUCCGUGGCCUCCAAUCCUGAGGACGGAGGCCCCAUUAUCGUCCAUUGUAGUGCCGGAGUCGGCAGAACAGGGACGUAUAUCGUUAUUGACGCAAUGAUGAAGCAGGCGGCUGCCAAGAAUGAGAUGAAUAUAUUUGGUUUCCUCAAGCAUAUUCGAAGCCAGAGAAACCACCUGGUUCAGACGGAGGAGCAGUAUAUCUUCCUUCACGAUGCUCUUGUAGAAUUCCUAGCUUCCGGAGACACAGAGGUUGCUCUGGAGGAUAUAUCUGAUCAUAUUCUCUCAUUGGCCCAACCCGUCUCAGAUUUUGAACCAAUGACAAGGCUGGAAAAACAGUACAGUAACGUUGUCACGUUCUCUCCUUCAGAAUACGAUAUUAUUGCUGCCAGGAAAUCGUAUAACGAGACAAAGAACCGGGCCCAUGAUCUAGUUCCAAUUGAGAUCGCCAAGGUUGGACUCACACCUAAACCUUGUAUCGAGGGAAGUGAUUAUAUUAAUGCUUCAUGGUUACAGGGAUAUGAGAAGUUGAAGGAGUUUAUUGUAACCCAGCAUCCUUCUACUGAGACUAGGGAUGCAUUCUGGAGUAUGCUUUGGGAUCAUAAUGCACAAACAGUUGUACUACUUUCACCAGUUGAUAAUCAGGAGUUGAACGUGUUUUGGCCUGGACAUAAUGAAGAAUACGAUCAGGAAUGUUUCCGUGUUCGGUUUAUUGAAGAACAGAUUCAUGAAGGACACUCAACCCUUGACUUUGUCGUAUCCUCGAGAUAUGAUGAUUAUGAACUUAAAGUCAGGAUGAUCAGAUGUGCAGGAUGGCCACACAGUUCGUCACCACUGUAUAAAGUUCUGGAUGUUGUGAAUUUGGUUCAGGAAUGGCAUCUAGAGUAUCAGAACGGACCUCUGGUUGUUGUUGAUAGAUUUGGAGGAACUGAAGCUGCCACUUUCUGUGCUCUUACCACUCUCAAGAAACAAAUAGAUGCUGAAAAUCGUGUUGACGUUUAUCAAGUCUGUAAACUGUAUCAUAACAAAAGACCUGGUAUAUGGAGAAGUCAGGAUGAUUAUCUGUAUAUAUAUAGGGUUCUGGAGAGUUUGGCUGGGUGUAUAGAAGGAGAAACUGCAAACUGUCUAAUCUCAGAUACUGAGAAUCUCAUAGAACGACGACAUUCAAGGUUAUAGUUUAAUUUGGAGAAC
Messenger RNA from Eurytemora carolleeae, 1803 nucleotides. Its product is annotated as tyrosine-protein phosphatase 99A. NCBI's taxonomy places the organism in Eukaryota, Metazoa, Arthropoda, Copepoda, Calanoida, Temoridae. The record is from RefSeq and is a predicted model, not a curated record. Gene Ontology annotation, molecular function: protein tyrosine phosphatase activity. Bases 313 to 1788 code for a protein of 491 amino acids. Gene Ontology annotation, biological process: protein dephosphorylation. The transcript is spliced from 18 exons.